Danio rerio (zebrafish) is the source of this 2742-nucleotide messenger RNA. Lineage: Eukaryota; Metazoa; Chordata; Actinopteri; Cypriniformes; Danionidae. The record is from RefSeq and is a predicted model, not a curated record.
CCCACCGCUGGCGUUAAACAGAGGAGCUUCAAGAUGGCGCAGGCAAUAUUUGAGGUUCUAGAAGGUAUGGACAAUCAGACGGUGCUCAAUGUCCAGUCACUGUUAGAUGGUCAGGGGGGAGUUUUGGAUCCAAACACACAAAACGUUUCAGGAACAACAAUCCAACCAAUGGAUGAUGAUGACGUGUUUCUCUGUGGGAAAUGUAAGAAGCAGUUCAACUCUCUGCCGGCGUUCAUGACCCACAAGCGUGAGCAGUGUCAGUCCAAUACCCCUUCUCUGGCCACGGUUUCCCUGGCCUCCAACAACACCUACACCUCCGUGCCCUCCAUCAGCGCCGCUAACAGACAGGUGUCCACAUACAUCACGGUGCCGCCGUCUCCGCUCACACACACUCUGGUGCAGGGGAACGUGCUGGUCAGCGAUGAGGUGUUGAUGUCCGCCAUUUCUGCCUUCAGCUCUCUGGAUCAGCCAAUGACAGCCAUGCAGGGUUCCAUACAGAGUAAUCUGAGCAUGCAUGCAGGAUCCUCGUACCUGCAGCCUCCUCAGCCCCUCCCCCAAGUGCAGGCCACGCCCCUCUCACAGGUAUCAUCUAGCAACAGCAGUUCAGUGGUGCAGGUGUACAGCGCACUGCCCCCGCUGACCGGAGCAGGAACUGCAGAGGUGCCCGCGCUCGGACUGCAGUCCUUUCAGUCCAUACAGUCCAUCCAGGUGCCCAGUCAGUGUGUGGAGGGUCAGGUGUUCAGUGCCGCGCCAGUUUACAGCCCAGGAAAACAGAGCACCAAAAACAAGGCAUGCACCAUCAGCACAAACCUGUCGGAGCUGGCAGAAUACGACAAGGUUAUCAUCCCCAAGAGGAGCAGGGUCUCCAAGAAAACACAGGAUGCAGGCCAAGCCAAAGGUAAAGCCCAGAAACUCAAGUGCAAUUACUGUGAAAAAGUGUUUACCAAGAACUUUGACCUCCAGCAGCACAUCAGAAGUCACACCGGUGAGAAGCCGUUUCAGUGCAUUGUUUGCGGUCGUGCGUUUGCGCAGAAGUCUAAUGUGAAGAAACACAUGCAGACGCACAAGGUUUGGCCUGCUGGAGUUCACAGCAGCGCUUCUCGGAUGCCUAUCACCGUCCGACUGCUUCCUCUGAACGCCGAGCAAAACACAGCGCAGGACGAGCAGACAGCGUCUGAAGAGCAUGAUGGAGAUGUGCAGGAGGCCCAGGUUCAGCCGGAAGACAAGCAGAGCAACUCAAAUAGCCUCAAUAAGCAGAUGAUCCUCAUCGACAGCUCAUACCAGUGCCAGUUCUGCUCUGACAAAUUCAGCUCUUACUUCCAGCUCAAGUCCCACAUGACGCAGCACAAGGGCGAGCAGGUCUACCGCUGUGUGCUGAAGAGCUGCUCGCAGACGUUUCAGAAGCUGGAUCAGUUCCUGGAGCACAUCCACACACACCAGGAGCAGCUGACAUACCGCUGCCACCAGUGCAGCAAAGUCUUCCCAUCGCUGUUUGAGCUCGGCCUGCACCAGUACACACACAGCUUCUGUCCACAGCAGAGCCAGCGCAAGGAGACCAGCUACUACAGGUGUAUGAAGUGUCAGAGUAAAUACUCCACACAGGAGGCUCUGGAGCAACAUCUGCUGAACGCCACACACAACUACCCCUGUCCACACUGCCAGAAGGUGUUUCCGUGCGAGCGUUAUUUCCGCAGGCAUCUCUCCACUCACGGUGUCGGGGGGAAAUUCAAGUGUCAGAUCUGUAAGAAGUUCUUCAAGACUGAGCACUACCUCAAACUGCACACGCAGAUCCACUCAGGAGAAAAGCCGUUCAAAUGCUCCGUCUGCGAGGCCACGUUUAACAGGAAGGAUAAAGUGAAGCGACACAUGCUGAUCCACGAGCCCUUCAAGAAGUACAAGUGUCCGUUCAGGACUCAUGUGGGCUGCACCAAAGAGUUCAACCGACCAGACAAACUCAAAGCUCACAUCCUCUCACAUUCAGGUAUAAAGCCGUUCAAGUGUCAGGUGUGUCAGAAGUCGUUCAGUCGGCGUGCUCAUAUGCUGGAGCACCAGCGCUCUCAUACGGACAACUACCGCUUCCGCUGCAGCACCUGCAGGAGAGGAUUCAGCCGACACCGAUACUACAGAGAGCACCGCUGCCCGCUGGCCACACAGGAGGAGGAUGGGACGCCCAAAGCAGAGCACAGCGCACACGGUUCUGGUUCUCCUGGUGUGGAUGGCGAUGAACGUGGAGAAACAGAGGAGGAGGAGGAGUGUGAGGAUCAUGAGGGCGAGGCGCAGCAGCAGAGCAUGAUGGGAAUGGAUGGAGGACAGGAGCAGGAGGAGAGAAAUGAAGGACUGCAGGACGAGAACACACUCACUGAGAUGCAGGAGGAGGACAGACUGAUGACCACUGAACCACUGUGCUUCCAGACCACAGACUGACCAUCGCACACUCAUUCACAUCACACCACAUACACACUAUCGACGAUUAACUAUACAGAGAGCAUUUAGGCCACAAUCCAAACUGCUCCAUUGACUUUCUAUAGAGCCUUUUCACAUUUGCGUGUUUCUCUGCAGCACAACUGGUCAUGAUUGGUCAACUCAGAGCGCAGUGAAUGGGAGAAUAGGGUAUAUGCCGAGCUAGUGCUGUUCCCAUGCUGAUACACUUCCGGUGACCUGUUAUUGUGAACUUUUUUCCAUUUCAUACGGUUUCUUAUACAGCAUCGAUGUUGUAAUGUCAUUAAAAUACAUUCAGUUAAA